Molecule: messenger RNA, 1530 nt
Organism: Rhodofomes roseus
Lineage: Eukaryota; Fungi; Basidiomycota; Agaricomycetes; Polyporales; Fomitopsidaceae
Product: anthranilate synthase component
Exons: 6
Coding region: 1-1530 (509 amino acids)
Biological process (GO): L-tryptophan biosynthetic process
Molecular function (GO): anthranilate synthase activity
Source: RefSeq, a predicted model, not a curated record
AUGCCUGUCGACCCACAAAAACUACCCGCUUACCCACCGCUAGCCACCGUCGAGCAGAUCAUCCUCAAGGAGAAGCGCGGCAAUUGCGUCCCUGUCUAUGUCGAACUCCCUGGCGAUCUCUUGACACCAUGUGUUGCGUACUUGAGAAUAGCUAAGGAUGCGAAGUACAGCUUCCUCCUCGAGUCGGUCGUAGCAGGCGGGCAGAUCGCGCGGUACAGUUUCAUGGGGGCAGACCCGUUCAAGGUGAUUCGGACAGGUCCAAAUGAGGAGAACACGGGUGACCCCAUGGCAGCCCUGCAGAAGGAGCUGAACGUCUACCGAUACGUGAAGCUCCCCGAGGUGCCCACAUUCACCGGCGGCGCGAUUGGCUAUGUCGCGUACGACUGUAUCCAGCAUUUCGAGCCGAAGACGAAGCGCGAGCUGAAUGACACCCUCGGUAUCCCAGAGGCCAUCUUCAUGCUCGUCGACACGCUCCUCAUCUACGACCACCUCUACCAGAGUGUCAAGGUCGUCUCCCAUGUGUUCAGUCCUAGCACCGCGGGCGCCGUAAACUUGUCCUUCAUCUACCAGACCGCUGUAGCGAAGGCACGGAGGCUGGCGAAGAUGGUGCUGAGUUCAUCGCUUCCGGAGGUCCCGCAGCCGCCAAUCGUUCUUGGUAACAGGGCUGUCUCGAACGUGGGGAAGGAGGGCUACGAGCAUUUUGUCACUGAUUUAAAGAAGCACAUCGUGGCGGGCGACAUCAUCCAGGCUGUUCCCUCGCAACGGCUCGCGAGGCCGACGACUCUGCACCCAUUCAACGCCUACCGCCAUCUGCGCCGAGUAAACCCGAGCCCAUAUAUGUUCUAUCUGGAUUGUGGCGAGCUGCAAUUGGUCGGUGCCAGUCCGGAGACGCUCUGCAAGGUGGAGAAAAACAAAGUGUUCAACCACGCCAUCGCGGGUACCGUUCGGAGAGGUCUGUCAAUCGAAGAGGAUGAACAGCUGGGACAGCAGUUGUUGUCUUCGGAAAAAGACCGAGCAGAGCACAUCAUGCUGGUCGAUCUUGCGCGCAACGAUGUCAACCGUGUUUGCCAACCGAGCACCGUCAAGGUUGACCACCUCAUGCGGCUAGAGAAGUUCAGCCACGUUACACACCUGACGUCCCAGGUCUCUGGCCAGCUUCGGGAGGGAAAAACGAGAUUCGACGCUUUUCGUUCCAUCUUCCCAGCCGGCACAGUCUCAGGUGCUCCAAAAAUUAAGGCGAUUGAGCUCAUCUACGAGCUCGAGAAGGAGCGGCGUGGGGUAUAUGCAGGAGCAGUUGGCAGAUUUGACUUCGCGGAUGACGAGAUGGAUACCUGCAUCGCGAUACGAACUAUGACGUUCAAGGACGGUGUGGCUUACCUGCAAGCAGGAGGUGGAAUUGUCUACGACAGUGUCGAAGAAGACGAGUAUAUAGAGACAAUCAACAAGCUGAAGGGCAACGUCAGGGCGUUGGAAAGAGCUGAACAAUACUGGCACGAAAUCCAGACGUCAGGUGCUGGCACCUCCGCGUAA